Molecule: messenger RNA, 2545 nt
Organism: Lobosporangium transversale
Lineage: Eukaryota; Fungi; Mortierellomycota; Mortierellomycetes; Mortierellales; Mortierellaceae
Product: THO complex subunit 1 transcription elongation factor-domain-containing protein
Exons: 6
Coding region: 149-2500 (783 amino acids)
Biological process (GO): mRNA export from nucleus; regulation of DNA-templated transcription elongation
Cellular component (GO): THO complex part of transcription export complex
Source: RefSeq, a predicted model, not a curated record
UUAAGAUCAGUAAGAAUUACUCAUUUACCAUUCACACAACCCACAAUUACAGAAGAGGAUAUCAUUUACAUUGAAAGAAAUAUAUCGACAUAUUACAAUAGGCUUUGCGUCAAUCUUUCUUCCCCUCUCAUUUUUCUCAAGCUAAAUCAUGGCCACUCUACUACAUAAUCCGUGGUUUGCGCCACUAAAGGAGAUGGAGCAGUCCAUCACUACAGUACUAGAUCGCACACGUGGCUUGCCAACCACACUUGGACCGCUUGAUAAGGUUAAUAAUGGCACAGAUGACUACAGCAAACGACCUUGUGCGCUUGAUGAUCCUAUCUCAGAAUAUAUCGUGCCUGUCAUUGAAAAAUAUAAGUCCAUUGAUAUUGCUGGCGGCAGGGCUCCGUUACUUGAAACAGCAUUUAAACUUAAGUUCCUUCAGAUCCAGAAUGAACUUGCGGUGAGCAUGCCAAAACUCUUAGACGCCAUCUUUCAGUGCCUCGACCUUUUGUUGCGUUGCUCCGAGCGCAGCCUCGUGGAUGAUGUUACACCACUCAAUUGCCUCGAAGAAAUAUUUGAAUAUCAGACGAUAGAAGCAAGUGAGCAAAUAUACAACUAUUUGGAAUCUCGUGUAGACCGUCUAACUAUGAACUUGGUAGUUGGGAAAGGAAAGGGGUUGACAUUGCUUCGACUAUGUAAUGAUUUACUUCGGCGACUCUCUAAAGACAAAAAUGCAGUGCUCUGUGGACGGAUAUUGAUGCUUCUCACAGGUGUGUUGCCACUCAAAGAACGGUCAGGUGUCAACCUGAGAGGCGAGUUCAACCUCGACAAUAUCACUUUACUCGAGGGUGAUGAUGGACAAGCGGCGUCAGAUUUUACUCAAUCCCAUGGAAAGUCAUCUAAGACUGGGGAAGCAGGCGUCCCAAACACAGAAAUUAUGGAUGUCGAUGAAGAUCCAAAUACGACAAGAAAAGGCGAUGAAGAUGCAGUAUAUGACGACUCGGCAUUUUAUAGACAGUUUUGGGGUCUGCAGGCAUUCUUCUGUAAUCCCACAACUCUGGGCAACUCUCCAGAGAACAUGACUAAGUUCAGAACGGGUAUCGAACAUACUUUAGACAAGUUUGCAGCCGUUGAGGAAGCUGAGCAAAAGGCUCACGGGCAAAGAGUAGAUGCUUCUGGUUCGGCUGAUUCAAAAUCUUUAUCUUACAAGGAUGGAUCAUCUACACCGGGUGACUCUGUUUCAACAAAGAGGAAACACUUCUCUACUGUAGAAAAUACCGAAAAAUCAACAACAUACUUUCCUAAAUUCUUGACAAGCUCAAAACUGCUGAAACUAGAGAUUUCCGAUCCUUACUUUCGAAAACAUAUUCUUGUCCAAUUCCUCAUUAUCAUACAAUACCUCGAAAGCCAUAGCACUGCCGCUGCGGAAGCCUAUUCUAAGCUUCAAGUGAACAAACACGGAUCUGUCAAUAAAUCUCUUCUGCAAGGGUCAUUGAACAAAUCUCUUAUGCCGCAUUGGUUCUUGGAGGAUGAUGAUCGAGAAUGGGCAGCAGCGAUCAAGCCUCGGAUAUUCAAGCAAUUAAAAUCGAUCGGGUUGGAGACUGGUGAUAGAAAUUUCCUAAAGACGGUUGAUGUCGUUCUUGACCGCGAUUCAAGCUGGGUGCAAUGGAAAGUUGAGAAUUGUCAGGAAUUCGAACGGCCACCAUUGGCAGCGGAUGACAUUGAAGAAACCCAAGCCAAGCGGCGCAAGUUGUCAGAAAGAUUGAAACCGUUCAAACAAAAGUUGGGAUGCGCUAACUUGAGCCAGCUUUGGAAAGACGUAGAAGAUGAUGACUCAGGUCUCGGAAGCAACUGGACACCUCAGACAAUUGAUGGAUAUUUGCCCUCUGUACCAAUGAUUGCAAAGCGCGAUCUCGCUACUCGAAAGAUGCAAGGGCGGCCCCCACCUUCAGAGCAGGAAUUGAAAGAUUUGGAACAAACAAGGCUUUGGAAGGCACUGCGGCUAGGCACCGAAAAGUACUUAGAUCUCUAUCAAGGCGUCGCUAGCCCAGGUUAUACCCUUUCUAAAUUGAUUGAGGAUAUUCGAGCAGACGAGGAAUGGGAGGAAGAAAUCAGGCAGAAUAAUGGCAAAGUACCUAAGAAGCCCGAAUUAAAAGUGGAUCAGUCUACGACAACAUUAUCCAAAACCGAGUCAUCUGGCACACAGGAGCUUUCAGACACUGCAACAGUAGAGAAGCCAGACGGCCUCACUACGGAAAAGCCCGCGACAGCAGAUGCAGAAGAUGUAGACAUAACAGCAGACGUUAAAGACCGAACAACAAGGAAUGAUAUCGAAUUGGCAGAGCUUGAUUCAUCAAUAGAUGUGGACCCCCCUGCAAGUGACAUCAAUGUCAAUAACCACGCAGACUCUAGUCAGGCAAAAGAUGAGGAUGAGGCCGCUAAUACAACCAUUGCAAAGGACACAGGAACAGACCUUCCAAUGGAGGAGGUUGCGCCAAUUGUGAUUUCACUGAAAUAAUAAAAUCGCCAAAGAUUGUCACGUGCUGCCAUUUGCCACCAUUAG